Messenger RNA from Xenopus laevis (African clawed frog), 1234 nucleotides. RefSeq names its product MAX dimerization protein 3 S homeolog (gene mxd3.S). Bases 260 to 862 code for a protein of 200 amino acids. Lineage: Eukaryota; Metazoa; Chordata; Amphibia; Anura; Pipidae. The transcript has 7 exons. The record is from RefSeq and is a predicted model, not a curated record. Gene Ontology annotation, molecular function: RNA polymerase II cis-regulatory region sequence-specific DNA binding; DNA-binding transcription factor activity, RNA polymerase II-specific; protein dimerization activity. Gene Ontology annotation, cellular component: nucleus. Gene Ontology annotation, biological process: regulation of transcription by RNA polymerase II.
GUUUCAGGAAGCUCCAUGGUAACUGAGGUCUCCGGUAAGCAGCUGAAAACGUCCACAUCUCAAUGAGCCAGCGACGUCCUGAAGUAGCGGCAGUGAAAAGUUAAGGCCCGAGAAUUGGGGAUCGAAUAAUAAGAGCGACGUUGGGAAUCAGUGGAAGCUGUGAGGCACAGUAGAGAAGUCCAAAGCAAGAGACUGCCCAAUAAGCUGUGCUGAUAUCAAGAAUCCCUUGAAAGGCUGACCUUGCAUUCUCCCUGCCAACAUGGAACAGCUCCCCAGUAAUCUGCAGGUCCUUUUGCAAGCUGCUGAGUAUGUGGAGCGAAGAGAAAGAGAAGCAGAGCAUGGUUAUGCCUCCAUCUUGCCUUGUGAUCCUGGCACACCUGGGAGGCGAAAACGUCAGAGAACAAACAGCAACCCAGAUAACGUCAGAUCUGUUCACAAUGAGCUAGAGAAACACAGGCGAGCUCAACUUCGAAGAUGCUUAGAGCAGCUUAAACAACAAGUGCCUUUGAGCAUGGAGAACUCGAGGCAUACAACUCUCAGUCUACUACACAGGGCCAAGCAACAUAUCAAAAAACUGGAAGAUCAGGAGCUGAGGGCAAAAAGUCUGAAGGAAAAACUGAGGACAGAACAGCAGACGCUCCGCCAGAGGCUAAAACGGCUUUUACCUCCUAACACUGAGCGGAUUCGAACUGACAGUUUAGAUUCGUCAACUUUAUCCUCCGAGAGAUCCGAUUCAGAUCAAGAGGAUUUGGAGAUAGACGUGGAAGGAAUCAUUCUGAGUGGCAAUGAGGGCGAACUCUUUGUUUCGUUUAGUGCUGGGCUGGAACACAGCUACUCUACUCCAGCUCAUGCCUGGCUAUGACCUCUGAUUACAAACACAGCACACGAAACAUCAGCAGACUUACUGUAUGGGCAGCUCCCUAAAACAACUUACCUUGCAGAUCUGAAAACACUUGCAGAUGUGGCACACGCAGGAUAACCUCAAUCAUUUCUUUUCACUUGCCUCCAUAUUGAGAUGUACUGUUACAGUCUUGAAACAUUUGAAGGUGCUUUGGACGUACUAUUCCUGCAACAGUUAGCAUCAUAAUUGACUUCUGUUUACGUUGCAAUGCUGAAAUGGCAGAAGUUUUUCUUUUUUUUUAAAACGACAGGAACAUUUUGUUUUUCAUAUUGCCCUUUGCAAAUAUGUCAGGGCCGUCCGCUUUUAUUUUUAACAGUUAGAUAAGGGUAUAGC